Molecule: messenger RNA, 471 nt
Organism: Pseudomyrmex gracilis
Lineage: Eukaryota; Metazoa; Arthropoda; Insecta; Hymenoptera; Formicidae
Exons: 1
Coding region: 1-471 (156 amino acids)
Molecular function (GO): nucleic acid binding; zinc ion binding
Source: RefSeq, a predicted model, not a curated record
AUGAUUUUGGGGUUGGACAAGGUCACCUUUAAGGAAGAUUUCCGAAAGGACUUUGUGUUAGAGUUUGGCGGCGGGAGUGGCGUUAAGGUAGUAUUCCUGCGUCGCUCCUCGUCCGCGGGUGGAGCCGCCUUGGUUCGCUGCCCAGUUGAGGCGGCGGCCAAGGCGGUUAAAGCAGGGAAGCUUCCGGUGGGCUGGGUGGUGGCAAGGGUGCGAGCACUCCGCCCCCGCCUCCUACAGUGCUACAGGUGUUUUCAACCUGGGCACUGCAGGGCUCUGUGCUCCAGUCAAGUCAACCGCAGCAAUCUGUGUUAUCGCUGUCGUCGGCCGGAGCACAGAGCGGCCAGCUGUAAUGAGAAGGAGGGGUGUCCUCUUUGCGAGGAGGCGGGCCGGGAGUCCUCCCAUCAAAUGGGUGUGGCCCGGGUCUUGGUCAUCGGUCGGGGGGCUGCCAUGCCCUUAUUAAACCCCCAAUGA